UCGGGCCGUCGUCGUGCGCGUGGGGCCGUGUGGUACAGUAACUCAGUUACUGCAAGCAGGGAGCGCGCCGGUCGGGGACGCAGCCAGCAGCAGCGACAGCACCCCUCGCUGCUCUUCGCCUCCGAUUCGGCGUUCGCGUGUGGCUGCGGCGACGCGGGGAGAGGUGCGCUUGCACUGCACGGCGCGCGGGGCAUGAACCAGGAGUGACCGCCGGAAUACGACUCAAGGCGCGGGCGGUGCGAUGACGAGCACGGAGGAGAAGAGCGAGGACAAGAAGGAGAUCGAGGACGAGGAGCGCGAGAAGAUGCUGAACGCGGAGAACGCGCGCGAGUCGCAGGCGCCCGGGGCCGGGUCGCCGGGGGCGGCGGGCGACGCCGCGGCGGGCGACGCCGUGGGCGACGGCGUGGGCGUGGGCGUGGAGCGCAAGGACGGGGCGCUGCCGUCGGCGCCGCGCCAGGGCGAGGUGGAAAAGAUGAAGAAGGCGCUGGAGGAGUCGGAGAAGGACGCCGGCAAGAAGAAGAUUCCCAUCGGCGGCAUCCGCAUCCCGGGCUUCCUGCGCAGCCGCUCGCGAGAGAAGAACAACAAGGAUGGGGAGAGCGAGCAGGAGGAGGAGAACAAGGACCUGCUGGGCGACGCGGCCCACAACGCGCAGAACGCGCAGGACAAGGACUCGAUGCACGACGGGCAGACGCCGCCGACCAAGCGGCUGCCGGCGCUGAAGCUCAUCCCGAACCCGUUCAAGAAGGGCAAGGACGUGGAGAUCGGCCAGGCUGGACUGGCGUCCAUGGAGACACUGGACGACAAGAGUGCGGCAGACACAGCGGAAGACGGGAUGGAGAGCGUCAAAUUGGACGUUGAUGAAAAAGACGGCGAGAAGGCGCAGGAGGCGCUCGGCAAGAACGAGUGGCAAGAGCGCAUCCGCUUCGUCAUCAAGUACCGCCUCAUCAUAGGGCUGGUGGCGGCGUUCGUGAUCCUCGUGAUCGCCAUCUUCUGGAUCGCCUUCUCGGGCUCUCGGGCGUCGCCCGCGCCCACCCGCCCCAAGAACCUCAUCGAGGCGGUCACCAACUGCGGCUUCGUCGAAGGGGUGCGCGAGCAGGGCGCGUACGCCUUCCGGGGCAUCCCGUACGCGGCGCCGCCCGUGGGCGAGAACCGCUGGCGGCCCGCGCGGCCCGUGCAGAGCCUGGACGACUGCUGGAACGGCACGCUGCAGGCGCACAACGCCACGCCCGCCUGCUGGCAGCUGCAGCCGGACGGCGGCUGGGACGGCGACGAGGACUGCCUCACGCUCGACGUCUUCACGCCGCACGUCGACUACGGCAAGCCCCUGCCCGUGGUGGUGAUGGUGGGCGCGGAGACGCUGCUGGGCGGGUCGCCGGGCGCGCUGGUGCCGGUGGCGAAGCUGGCUCGCGACCGCGAGAUCGUGUUCGUGCGGCCCAACUUCCGGCUGGGCGUGCUGGGCUUCCUGGCGCACGACGCGCUCACCAAGACCACCUACCCGUACACCUCUGGCAACUACGGGCUGUCGGACGUGCUGGCGGCGCUCACCUGGGUCAAGCUCAACAUCGUCAACUUCGGCGGCGACCCCAAGGCCGUGACGGUGCUGGGCCACCGCGCGGGCGCCACGCUCGUCUCGGCGCUGCUGCCGUCGCGCGCCGCGCAGAAGGAGCCGCUCUUCCAGCGCGUCUGGCUCACCAGCGGCGCCGCCACCUUCCCCGGCAAGCCGCUGAUGGACUCGUCGAGCGCCAACCGGCGCUUCGUGAACAACGUGGCGGCGUGCAGCGAGGUGCAGGAGGACGACGAGCGCCUGGCCGCGUGCCUGCGCGCACUCGACGCCCCCGCGCUGCUGGCGGCGCUGCCCGACGCGUGGCGGCCGCAGCCGGCCGAGCUACCGCUGCCCGGCCAGGCCCCGCCGCACGAGUGGCUCGUGCUGGACGGCGUGCUGCUGCAGCGGCACCCCUUCGAGGACUUCCACAACACCACGCUGCCCUUCCAGAUCGUCAUCGGCACGACGCAGCACGUGGCGGCGACGGCGGAGCUGCGCAAGAAGUACGAGGAGUGGGCGUCGAGCGGCGAGGACGGCGCGCGGGCGCAGGUGCUGCAGUGGCUGACGCAGCUGGUGAACCGCACGGUGGCGGAGCAGGCGGUGGCGCUGUACAACGGCACGUCGUGGCCGGCGUUCGCCGCCAUGGUGUCGGACAUCCGCACCGUGUGCCCGCUGCUGGACAUGGCGCGCCGCCUCGAGCGCUCCUCGCCCGUCUUCUACGUGGCGACGCAGGGCCGCGGCGACCCCGAAGUGGCCGACGCCGCGCUCGACGCCGAGGCCAUCACGGCGCGCUUCCGGCCGCUGUCGCCGCAGCAGCGCCGCUACAUGACGGCCAUGCAGUCCUUCUUCUACCCGUUCGUGGGCAUGGGCACGCUCAAGCGCGACACCGCCGCCGGCACGGCGUCGGUCGUGCUCAUCGGGCAGGACGCCAACCCCAGCCUCAAGUACCCCAACUGCGACCUGUGGCUGGCCGCCGACGUCGUGCCGCGCUACGCCCGCACCGACUGAAGCGCCGCGCGCGCGUCCGUCGCAUGCGACCGUGCCCUGCGACAGGUACGUCCGCGAGAACACGCCGGUGGAGCCACUGCCAGCCGCUUGGCUCUCCCUCUGUGUUGCACACGCCCCGCGCAGCGUUCCCUCCCCCGCCGCCACUCACUUUUACUACUCUCUUCUCAUUUGGUUUCGUUUUCAUUUGAAAAUUAGAACCAUAAGAACCAAAGUUGGCUCUCUAGCAACUUUGGUUAAUCCAUUCUCAUUAAAAUGGCUUGCCCAUAUUUUCCUUUCGUGAACUGAUCUUAAGAGUGGGAAAAAUACCACAGUCUUUGAUUUUCAGAUGGUUUUGCUGCAUAUGUAAUGUAUUGCUACUUCACUUCAGAUGACCAUGCUUUGGUCUCACAAUCUGUCUCUUUGAUUCUCUGUUCCUCACAAACAGAAUUCUGAUGUGUAGAAACAUCAGAAUAUACUAAAAUCUGUCAAUAUAUUCACUGUAGCCAAUAAUUGAAGGUCUAUCAAAAGAUAUAUUACACAACGUAUUUGUCAUGUUUGGUGUAAAGUCGAUGUUAUGUCACAAUUCAAUCGAGUCAUUUAAUUUGCCAGAAAUUAAGUGCUAUAAGUUCUAAAUGUGUCAAGUUAUACACUGUAUAGAAUAGUACCUUGAUUGUCGAUAAAAUUAAAUACUAGCAAUUUCUUUAGUAGGCUUGAGUAAAUGUGUAAUGAACUAUGUGCAGAUACAUUAUCUCUUCCUUUGUCGUAUUUUGUGUAUGUUAAAUGUGUGUAAUAGUUUCAGGUUAAAUGUAUUGACAGAGAUUUAACAGAAAAUCCCAAAGCCACUUUGAGGCGUGGCUAUUACUUGGGAGAUCAUCUUCUCUGAAAAGUUAACUUAUUUAAUUUUUAGACAAUGAGACUGUGUGAGACCAUUUGCCAGAUUGCUGACAGUAUGAUAGUUUGAUUUUUGAAGAAAAGUAUUGAACUUAAUUUUAGAUGCAAUACAGCAUGGGAGUGGAAUGAUUGUGUACAUAGAUGGUGUGUGUAAUAGUUACUGGGAGUAAAAAGUUUGAUGUUGUAAAGUACUUGUAAAUGUAAAUUUCAUCCUCUGGUGAUACAAAAUUGAAAUGUGUACAACAUAAAAUGUUAUUUUCUUAAUUUUAUGUGUCACCAUUUUGGAAGAUGGAAGUACUUUCAAUCACAGCUACUUGUUCAGCUGCCUCAUGCCAAUUAAGAAAUGUCCAAAGCUUCAUUAGUGUUUCGUUACAAAUAGAUGAUGUAAAUCCACUAAAAUAAUCAUUUAUAAUGAAGUCAUCAAGAGAAUAUGGGACACUGUGUUUGCUGUUAGAGGAGAAGACUAUAAGCAGAAUAACUUUAUGUUGAAUUGUAUACAAUGCCAUUCUUUGUGUGUAUGUUUACUCUGGGCUUCACAGUAGGUAGGAGCAUAUGAAGAAAUGAUGAUCGAUCCGUAUGACUAGCAAGGCCAGUUGGUUGGUCACCAUUGUGAUGCCAAUGUAGAUGUUAGGCAAAGAAAGAAGGUAUAAAGUUAUUAUUAUGAGAGCUACAGAAACAGAUGAUCCUAGAUCAGAAAUUGUUGGUACAUGUCUAUCAGAUAGAAAGGGGAAAAUGAUAUGGGACUUGUUGAGUUGUAUCUGCAUGGAAUGUGGCAAAAUGUAAGUAAAUGUUCGUGUACAUAAUGAAUAAUUUUCACCGAAAAUGCUUAGACUGGCAACACUGGGGCUUUUUCCAGACCAUUGCCCAGG
Messenger RNA from Gryllus bimaculatus (two-spotted cricket), 4290 nucleotides. NCBI's taxonomy places the organism in Eukaryota, Metazoa, Arthropoda, Insecta, Orthoptera, Gryllidae. The record is from the annotation of a GenBank genome assembly.